Laetiporus sulphureus 93-53 is the source of this 899-nucleotide messenger RNA. Its product is annotated as ribosome recycling factor. The coding region runs from base 17 to 796 and encodes 259 amino acids. The record is from RefSeq and is a predicted model, not a curated record. Lineage: Eukaryota; Fungi; Basidiomycota; Agaricomycetes; Polyporales; Laetiporaceae. Gene Ontology annotation, molecular function: ribosomal large subunit binding. The transcript has 4 exons. Gene Ontology annotation, biological process: translation. Gene Ontology annotation, cellular component: mitochondrion.
GGCUAGCAACAUUCCCAUGUCUUCUCGCCACCUCAAUCAUUUCGCCCGUGGGUUGGCACGGACAUCCCCAACAGCAUCUCUCUGUUGGCAGAGACCAGUUUCCACGUCACUCAUACAACAAAUUCGAACAUAUGCCGCAAAACGAAAGGGCGAGAAGGAGCCGAAAGGGGAGAAAAUCAAACACACUCCGAUUGUCUCGACCGAUGCUCUGAUCCCUGGAUCUCAACGGAUAGCAGCGGGAGAGGAGUAUACGAAGGCAGAAGGAAAGAUGAAGGCGAUCUUGGACAAAUAUCGCAAGGAUGUGGCGGGCUUGGAGUUGCGGGCGAGCGGCCGUGUAACGCCUGCUAUAUUGUCGCCGGUGCGUGUGGUCCUGCCUGACCACGAUAAUGCAGAUAGCAAGGGCGUGAGACUGGAAGAGAUUGCCACGGUUGGUGUCAGAGAGGGAACAACGUUACUCAUCACGGUGUUCGAGGAACAUACAUUGAAAUAUGUUGAAGACGCGCUCUAUGAGGCUAAGCUGCCCGGUGUUGUCCCUCAGAAGGCCGAUGCGCGCACGAUCAAGAUACCCAUGCCAAAACCGACCGUCGAAGCGCGACAGGCCAUGAUCGCGACUGCUCAGAAACAGGCAGAAGACGCCCGAGUUCAGAUCCGCAAGCAGCAACAGACAAGCCUGAAGAAGGGCAAAUAUGCCAAGUACUCAGUUGAGAUGGACGAAUUUCAAAGUCUCACAGAUAAGUAUUCGGGCGAGAUCGACAAGGUUCUCGCCGAGGCGAAGAAGAACACGGGCUCAAAGUGAGAAGAUUAUAGGGCCAGCAUGUUAACGGGUUGUCGUGUAGGAUCUAUGUUAGUUACAUAGAGAUACUCCCAAAAUCUCCCCCCCCCCCCCCCCCCCCCCCCCC